This is a messenger RNA of Halichondria panicea, 1133 nucleotides long. RefSeq lists its product as uncharacterized. Lineage: Eukaryota; Metazoa; Porifera; Demospongiae; Suberitida; Halichondriidae. The coding region runs from base 150 to 1118 and encodes 322 amino acids. The record is from RefSeq and is a predicted model, not a curated record. The transcript is spliced from 6 exons.
AAGAGUCGUAUGAAACAAUUAGUUCAGGACUAUCUGAGGUAUUGAAGGAGUUGAACGACAUCAUUUCACACCCACUACUCACUGUUGAUGAAACAGAGUACCGCCUUGAGUUUUUCCUGGGUAGUGAUUACAAGUUUCUUUUACUGAGUAUGGGCCUCAACAAAGCAACCUCUAUGUACGCUUGUGUCUGGUGUACCAUCAAGAAGGAUGAAAGGUGGGAUAUGUCAAAGGAUAGGGCUGACUACACCGUAACAAAUGCAAGAACAUUGAGUUCCCUACAAGCAAAAGGCGCACUUCCCAGCAGUAAACCAGCAAGUGUACGACUAGGAUCAAUUACAACACCACUACUGAACAUAGAGCCAGACCAUAUAAUACCCGAUGAGCUACACCUACUCCUACGUAUAGCUGACGUUUUAACAAGAAAUCUCAUUCUAGAGAUAGUGGCAUCUGCUAAACAAGACAGACAAGGAAACGCACAUAUACUCACUCACCUACAAACACUACAGACGAUCGUUAAAGACUGUGGUAUCACGUUCAGGGUAUGGGAAGCAAGGGGUCCAGAUGGCAAAGCUUCUGGACAUUACGAAUGGACAUCACUGCAGGGGAACGACACCAAGAAGUUUCUGGAACGUCUCCCAGUGAGGUUUGCUGACCUACUGAAGGAAGAAAUUCAAGCUAAAAUGGCCCAACUUUGGACAGAAUUUCUCUCUUUGUAUAAGAUGGUUUCUAGCUGGACUCCACCUCCCAGUGAAGUGGUUGAGCAAAAGGCGAAAGACUGGAUAAGGCUUUUCUUGAGCUUGAAGCACAAGUGUCAAGGGUUUCAGGAAAAGAAUAUUACGCCCUAUAUGCACACACUGGUCUUUCACUUCCCUUACUUUAUUUCAAAAUACGGAAAUGUCAAGAUGUUUAGUGGACAAGGGGUGGAGAAAAAUAAUGAUGACGCCAAGAGACACUACUUCUCCAGUAAUCUGCAUGACCCAGUGGGGGAGGUUCUGAAAGCUGAAGCGAGAAUAGACGAGACAUCACAAUUUAAGCGAAAGAAACGAAAGUACAUACGAAAAACUCCAUUAGAUUUAGUAGACAUGAACAAACAGCCACGACUUGACUCUGAAUCAUGAUUAAUUCUACCCAAC